CGUGCUAGCUAACGCAUUACGUUUGAUCAAAACAACAACCAUUGGAAGCCAACUUCCGGGUAGGCCUACUUUCGCGCAGCUGCAGAAAGUAGAAAUGUUGUGAGCCGGAGGAUUCUGAAAUAUACAGCAUCAAAGCUUGGUGUAAAGCAAGGAAACUCCGUAAUGAAACAAGAGUACCAGGACCUCAUUCUGCAGGCGUGUGGAGCAAAGACUUUGCGUGUAGGAGAGAAAAUCCAGACUCUGUGGAGUGGUUAUGGUGAGAUUGUGAGAGUCCACUUAGAAGGCUGUGGCCGACCCUCUGUCAUAGUAAAACAUGUCAAGUUCCCCAAGGAGGCGGAUCAUCCUGGUGGCUGGAACACAAAUCGCUCUCACCAACGCAAGGUGAGAUCAUAUCAAGUGGAAACUCACUGGUAUCAGAAUUACUCCACCAAUGAGAGGUGUCGUACCCCUGUCUGUCUAGCCGCCCAUUCCUACGGAGAUGAACAGCUGAUAGUCCUCGAGGACCUAGAUGAAGCUGGAUUCGACCAGAGAAGGACCAGUGUAAAGGAAGCAGAGGUGAGGGCCUGUCUCAGCUGGCUUGCCCACUUCCAUGCCCUGUUCUUGGGGGUGGUGCCGGCUGGGCUGUGGCCAGUGGGCACAUACUGGCACCUGGAGACCCGGCCAGACGAGCUGGAGGUCCUGAACGACCUGCAACUCAAAGCAGCCGCCGGCGACAUUGACAGGAUUCUCAACGGAUGCCGAUUCAAGACCAUUGUGCAUGGGGAUGCCAAACUGGCUAACUUCUGUUUUUCUGGGAGUGGAGUGAGUGUGGCGGCAGUGGACUUCCAGUAUGUGGGUGGGGGGUGUGGGAUGAAGGAUGUGGUCUACUGCUUAGGAAGCUGCAUGGAGGAGAAAGCCUGCGAAAAGAGGGUUCCUGGGUUGUUGGACUAUUACUUCACAGAGCUACGGUCGUCUGUGGACAAGCAGGUCGACUUUGCUGCCCUGGAGGCUGAGUGGAGAGACAUGUUUUCUUUCGCCUGGACAGACUUCCACCGGUUCCUACUGGGGUGGAUGCCUGGACACUGGAAGAUAAACCGCUACAGCAAGCAGUUGACCAAAGAGGUCCUGAAAAAACUGAAACUGUGAUGCAAUCCGUGCCCUUCAUUUUGGCUCAUUUGGUUACUUGCUGCUGAUUGGACAACUGUGGACUGAACAAUAUCUGGAAAUUUGAAUCUACUUAUAUUCUUGAGGUGUGUCUUUUCUCCAAUAAUAUAGUAACUUAGUAUCAAUCCUUACACUGAUACCCCAGUUCUUAAAGUUGUCUCAUUCUUUAUGAUUCUUUAAGUAUCCCUUUAAAAUAAAGGGAUCAUUAAAUUAAAGGGAUAACAGUCAGCAGUAGGAUAUUUGUAUUUCCUCAAAGUGUAUCUCUUUCUCCUGAAGCAGAGAUCUUCACUGAUUGACCACACAAACCCUGUUCAGUCAGGACCACUGAUGAGGAACACAAAUUCAACCUCCUAAGAGGAGUCUGGACAUCUAACCCUCCUCAGGAUCAUCCUGAUAGCAGUGGGGUUAUUGGGGUCCUCACACAGGAUGGACUCCCAGAGGCCAGCAGCCUUGUUGGGCUCAGACUGAAGGAUGCAGGACAGCGGUUCUGUCCUGGUAGGUGGCUGAAGCUCUGGUCCAGAGACCAGAGGCUUGACCAUUUGACCACUGGCACCAUUAACAUGAUGUUUCUGUAAUUCACAUGCUAAGGGUUUCUGAAACAUGGAAAGAGAACGUAGGACCCUCAUCUGUAAUAUGAAAACAUUUGUUUUGUGCAGUUUAGGAGUGGCUUAAGGUUUUGACCUGUAAUUGAAUGGUUUGUGGUUGUAUUUAGAUUACAGUAUACAGUAACAUUGACAUUCUAGUUUUUUUAUUGAUAAUUGUAUCAUAUAUAAAGAGAGUUGUUUUGUCCAUUCACCUUUUCCAUUUUCUGAGAAAAUAAAAAGUUAUAAAAUGUCAAA
This is a messenger RNA of Osmerus eperlanus (European smelt), 1982 nucleotides long. RefSeq names its product protein kinase-like domain containing (gene pkdc). The transcript has 2 exons. The record is from RefSeq and is a predicted model, not a curated record. Bases 163 to 1125 code for a protein of 320 amino acids. NCBI's taxonomy places the organism in Eukaryota, Metazoa, Chordata, Actinopteri, Osmeriformes, Osmeridae.